UUGACAGCCAAUGCUUGUAUCCAUGGAGUUUGUUGGGUGUGGCUUUGUAUGAUCGGUUCAGUGCCGGCGCGGAAGCUGUGCUGGAAGUGAGAUUGUUUUCACAGACAAUCGAAGAGGUCAAUGCUGCAUAAAUGUGGCGUCGGAGCAGGAAGUGCUGCAUCAUCAUCAUCAUCAUGUAAGUCGCCAUUAUCGCUCGCAUUUCUGCUCACUGUCUGCAAAACUAUCCGAAACCUCGAGCAAGUCCACGCCCAAAUCAUCCACAAAGGGGCGGAGCAAGACCACUUCAUCAUAACCCGCUUCAUCUCUCUCUGCAUCUCCCUUUCCUCUAACAUCUCCUACACCGCCGGCGUCUUCGACUGCGUCUCGCAACCCAACAUCUACCUCUGGAAUACCCUCAUCAGAGGCUGCUCCCAACACUCUUCUCUCGCCCAUUCUGUCUCCGUUUUUCUACGGAUGAUGCGGAGUGGGAAUGCUGUUCCCGACAAAUAUACGUUCCCUUCGUUGGUUAAAGCCUGUUCGAACGAAUUGGCUUUGACGAAAGGUUGGGCAAUUCACGGGCUGAUCGUGAAGUAUGGUACUGAUCGGGAUGUUUUUGUCGGGUCUAGUUUGGUUGAUAUGUAUGGAAAGUGCCGAGAGAUUAAGUGUGCACGUAAGGUUUUUGAUGAAAUGUGCGUGAGAAAUGAGGUGUCUUGGACGGCUAUGAUUGUGGGGUAUGUGAAUGGGGGGCACGUCGUUGAAGCAAAGAAGCUUUUUGACGAAAUGCCUGUCAGAAAUCUGGCUUCAUGGAAUGCAAUGAUUGCUGGGUUUGUGAGGUUCGGUGAUUUGAAGAGUGCAAGGCAGUUGUUUGAUGAAAUGCCCGACAGGAAUGUGAUUUCUUUUACGACAAUGAUUGAUGGGUAUGCCAAAGCUGGUGACAUGGCUUCAGCAAGGGUUUUGUUUGAGCAGUCUCCUUAUAGGGAUAUUUUUACUUGGUCAGCGUUGAUCUCGGGGUACUCCCAGAAUGGUCAGCCUAAUGAGGCUGUUAAAAUUUUUAUUAAAAUGCAGUCUAUGAACGUCAAACCAGAUGAGUUCAUAAUGGUGAGCUUGAUGUCUGCUUGUUCCCAGAUUGGUAGUUUGGAACUGGCUAAAUGGGUUGAUUCUUAUGUGAGCCAAAGCUCGCUUGACCUCAGCCGAGCUCAUGUUCUUGCAGCUCUUGUAGACAUGAAUGCCAAAUGUGGCAACAUGGACCGAGCAACAACAUUAUUUGAGCAGAUGCCUAAACGGGACCUGAUUUCUUUUUGUUCUAUGAUACAAGGUCUGUCAAUUCAUGGACAUGGCGCUCAAGCAGUUUCCCUCUUUGAUAGGAUGCUAAGUGACGGGCUUACUCCUGAUGGUAUUGCUUUCACAGUCAUUCUGACUGCAUGUAGUCAUGCAGGACUUGUUGAAGAGGGCUGUCGAAUUUUUUAUUCUUUGAUAAAUGAUUACUCUCUGGUUCCUUCUACAGAUCAUUAUGCCUGUAUGAUUAAUCUUCUUGGCCGGUCUGGAAAUCUCAGAGCAGCUUAUGAUCUACUGAAGUCCAUGCCAGUGGAACCUCAUGCUGGUGCUUGGGGUGCCCUUCUUGGGGCAUGUAAGCUACAUUGUGACAUUGAAUUGGGAGAGAAGAUAGCUGCUCGACUUUUAAAGAUUGAGCCCCAAAAUGCUGGUAAUUAUGUGUUGUUGUCCAACAUGUAUGCAGCAGAAGAUCGGUGGUCGGAUGUUACCUUGAUUAGGAAUAAAAUGAAUGAAAGAGGAUUAAGGAAGAUACCUGGCUGUAGCUGGAUAUAGAUUCCAAAGGUGAGUGUCAUGGGGUAUUCUUUGUUAACCAGGGCCAUGGUUCUAAAUCUCUCAAGGAAAUUUCCGUUGGAAAGGAGAGAACUUGUUAGAAUGAAUGCUGACUAAACCAGAACGUGGGAAAGCAAGUUCGAAAGUGAAUCAUUGUUGAGAUGAGAAUUAUAUGUGCUUCAUGUGUGUAGAAACACGGUGGUGCCAAUUGGUUGUAGGAAGUCAUGCUGGAGCAAGCUGUACGCCUAGCUGCAAUAUUUGUUAAAAAAUUUACUUGUAUCCUGAUGUUCUGUAGGAUACAUCAAUCCAACUUGAAUGGAAAUUGUCUACAAGUGUUGCUGGAGAAGUGAGCUAUAUGUGAUGUCUGUCCCAGAACACAUUCUGAUGUUGAUAGAGAGGAUUUCUGCAUAAGUUAUCGUUUACAUGAAGGGGAACUGGCAUCUGAUAUGCAGUUAACUGAAACAAAGCAUUACCUUCUAUUAAGUACGGCUCUCUUUCCUUGUCAGGAAACCAAACGCAAAGAUAUAGAGUGAUUUGGUGCAACAUCUUUCAAAACCUUGCAUACCAGCCACUAAAGCAUCUCCAAGCUGGUGGCUGAUUGGCUAGUAAAAAAUGCUUGUUUACAUCCCAAUUUCGAUGCAUUCAAUUUCCACAUCAGUCUUAGCCAGGAGAAAGCAUGCAUGAAGGCACUCCACGACAUGGUGUCAAUUUAUAUUAAGUUCUUUAUAGUCACUUAUUAGACUGGGAAGCCACACGUUCAACCUCACCAAGUUGGUGCCCUUGUACAUUCUUCACCACUGCUGGGUUUCAAUGAAGAUGUAGUUACCUGAUUGUGAUGGUCUGUCAUUGCUGUGCUCGGUCUGGGUCUGGCAGUCUGGUAGAAACUUCAAUAUUGUUCAUGCAAUUCCAUAAACUGCAGGAGCAGUAACUAAUAGCCCUUAGAAGGUUAAAGCAUGCUAUAUUGAGUCUCAUUGUUGGAUCGUUUUGCUCAAAACGGUAGUUUGUGGAAUUAUCUACAAUGCGGUUGGCCAUAUAUAUGGGAGCUGCUCCUCCUCUUCAUGGGAGUUACCGUGGUCAUAAUUUUGACACUCAAAAAGUUAUGAUGUGUUACCAUGAAACUGGAAUAGGUAUACUUGUUGAAAAGGGUACCCAACCCUACUUAAUUCAUUUAUUAGUGAAUUAAAUGGCUUACCUUCUUUCCUUGAUUUGCUGGCAUAGUCUACAUUUCAAGCCAUGCAUUUCUGUGUUCAUGUUAAUUUGAAGGAAUCCAUCACGCUUAGUCGCUCAACAGGGUUACUAGCUUAAGCAAAAUUUAUUCUAUGUUUUGGUUCAACAAUAAAAACCACAUUUUUUGUUUGGGGUUUCUAUUACAGAGCUUUAUAUGAUUCCUUUGUUGGUUCCACUCCCAACCAUACUUCAAACUGUGUCUCUCCUCCUUAAAACCACUGGUGGGCAUCAACUGCCACUGUUAAAACUGUUUCAAGCAUUCGGAUACAUAUAUAUAUAUAUAUGGCAAAGCCAGCUCAUGGCACCACAUAAACUUGGUUGAUUCAUUUGCAUAAAAAUGUUCAUUAAACUAUCUAAUCAUGUUUAGGAGCCAAGGUCUCCAUGUGUGCUUCCACGUACAAGGUAUCAGUUCACAAACCAUCAAAAUUUGCAGCAUGUAGGACACUUUCUUUCUGUUGACCGUCACCACCAAAAGAAAUGAACUCGUCUUCAAGGAAAGAAAUGGAUGACUCCAGAUAAUCAUCGUUGUAGUCAUCAUCUUCACCAUCAUCAACAAAAUUAGGAAACCCAACAACCUUCACAUCUUUGGCAUAAGAAUUAGAGUGUCCUACAAGCUGGUUGGCUUCCAUCUGUUCUUCUGCUGUUUUUGCCAAAGAAAGAAGAAUAUUUUUUGCCUUCUGAUCAGGAACAACACCAGAAAACUCCAUCUCUUUGUACCAUACAACUGCACUGUCAAAGUCCUUAUUCUUGCCAUAUGCAUCCAUGAUGGUUGUGAAUAUAGUUUGAUUGGCUUUGAUAUCACAAGCUCGCAUUUUUUCGUAUUGCUCCAUCAUCUUUUCAAGAUUAUUGACCUUUGCGUAGCC
Molecule: messenger RNA, 3890 nt
Organism: Diospyros lotus (date-plum)
Lineage: Eukaryota; Viridiplantae; Streptophyta; Magnoliopsida; Ericales; Ebenaceae
Product: putative pentatricopeptide repeat-containing protein At5g37570
Exons: 3
Coding region: 121-1803 (560 amino acids)
Biological process (GO): RNA modification
Molecular function (GO): protein binding; RNA binding
Source: RefSeq, a predicted model, not a curated record